CGGAAAAGGCCUAUAGCGACUGGUGGCAAGCGAUCAUCGGCGUCGAGGCUGUAGUGCUAUGUAGUGAGGCUGCCGGCGGCGCGAGAGCGUAGCCGCGACCACUCGCACGCUCGCUGAAUGACCACGCCGCUGUGCCGUGUGUGACGGGCAGAUCUUGCAGUCUGCCAGCAACGCCGGACGGUCCGCGAACUGCAAAUGAUUUUUCUCUGCUGCGCGCCUACCGGCUUGGGGCCAUCUUUUUGAUCCGAAGACAGGAUUGCCGGACCACGUGGAUGGAAAGAGCAUGCGCAAGAUAAUCUGCUACUCCUCGUGCCUAAAGACUAGUUCAUCUACCUGGCGCCUGGCUUAUCCUUCACCGUGAAUCACGUGCAUCCUGCGGAUAGGUCACAAGGGUCCCCUUCUGCUGCUACUUAUAUGGGUUGCGCUGUGUUCUCCCGGUCAUUUGGCAGCAGCGGCAGCGGAAUACAGACGGCAAUCUGACGUGGCUCUGCAACCUUUUACAGCUGCUCGAUCGGUGCCAAUCAUGAGCCGGGACAAGAAGGUGAAGCGGUCAAAGACCUCUAACGAUGUCUCCAACUCCAGCUCGGGGCCGAAUCUCCACAUGGACUACUUCCAAAUAGAGGAGGAAGAGGCAAAGACACGCGACCCACAGGAUGACGAGGCUCAAUUCCGGAGGAUCUGCGGCGAGAUUCAGGCAAACAUGAGGAAGAUCCUCGAAAUGAAGCUGCAGCGGAGAUCCGUGGCUGACAUUGAAAAACUUCGGGUGGAGACAUCCUUGCUGUUCCUGGGACUGAAGAAGAUCAACCGCCUGGACAAGCAUCGGCUCAAAGUGGCAAAGGAUGCUGUCAAUGAGAAGAAGCAGAAAGUGGACAACUUCCACCUCCAGCUGCAGAACCUGACAUAUGAGGUGAUGCAUCUGCAGAAAGAGGUCACCAAGUGCAUGGAAUUCAGGUCCAGGGAUGAGGAGAUCGAUCUUGUACCCGUAGAGGAGUUCCGCAGGGAGGCACCAGCAGAGGUUCGCAAGAAGGACCUGACUGAUGGUGACCCACAUCAACUGACCCUGGCAAGGCUUCAGUGGGAGCUCGUACAAAGAAAAGAGCUGUCCCAGAAGCUGCGGGGUCUGGAGUCAAUGCGCGAGCAGUACGAGCACGAGAUUGAACGCAAGCGCGAGUGCCUGUCCGGCAUCCAGCCAACGCUGCAGGCGGUGCUGGAGGCAGCACAACCCUUGCAGGCUGACCUGGGCCUCCCGCUGCAGGCUCGACAGGGAGAGCACGCCAAUGCCCAGUACCUUGCACGACCCCUGUACAUGCUGUACGUGCAGGCAACCGCCUACCAGCACGCCUACGGUGAUUGUUUCGAGGUUGGCAUGGAAGGCAGCGUGGAGGAGUCCAAGGCACUCCUCGAAAUGACACAAGAAAAUCGAGAGGAGGACAGCGGGGAAUCGGACCAGGAGGAAUCAAAUGCUGGGAAACGACAUAGGAGGCUGACCCGCAGUGGAACUGGUACAUCCAACGUGGCCAAGUGUCUGCAAAAACAUCCACUCACCGUGGUGCUCACCCUCCAGCACAAAGACAAUAACCAACUGUCACAUUUUUCACUGCAAAGGUACAAACUGCAGAUUACGUUUACAUACAUCAUACCCCUGCACAUUGUCACCGUCACGGCCAAGGUCACUGAACCUCAUGGUGUCUCAAGUGGCGUCUCUGCAAGCCCAGCUAUGUCCCCGUCCACGAUUCUUGACAACUUGUUUGGUGAUGACAACGGCCUCUGUUCUCCGAACCCCGCCAACCAUUUCCAGCUCAAGAAAAAUGGGUUGGAGGACUUCUCCACAGUAGUGGCCGAGGUGGGCAAGGCUUAUCGCUGGGCACAGCGCCUCGCAGGCCUGGAGUUCCUGCAGGGCUCCGGAGCCUCUGUGGUGUACAGCCAUGAAGUUGGACGGCCUUUCGUGGAAGAGUUUGCGCGCUCCAUUACGGCCCGCUUUUCAGCCCGUGUUAGCCUUUACGAGCAGCUUCUUUCCCUAGAAAAAGGCCUGGUGCAAGUUCCUGCGUUGCUGGCAGAUCAUUUUCCCAGCAAAGUGACCUCGGUGCUGAAGCAGUGGACACAGGUGACCCAUGCUGACGUAGAGAGCCACCCAUCGCACAAGGAGAUGGAAGAGCUUGGCCUAAUACGAGGGGAUGAGCUCGUGUACCAGGCUGUGCUUCGCCGGGGAUCUGCCAUGGUGAAGGCCUUGGUGCUGUUACGCGACAACUACCCGAGGGAGGCACCCCUAUUUCUGCUGGUGCUUCAGCUGCGAGAGGAGUGCUCCAGCCGCGAUGAUGAUGCGGUCAAGGAGCUGGAGCGCGAACUGAACCUGCACUGCGUGGAGCAGGAGCAGGCGCAGGCGGGUGACCAACUGCUGAGCUGCCAACUCCAGCAGCUUCUGGUCUCCAUGGACGUACUGCUCGAGUCACUGUGUGACCACCUGGAUGCACCGCGCGAGUUCUCCAGGGACAAGGUGCUUGCCCGGACGGCAAGGGGUCCAGGCAGAAGUCGACCAUACAAGUUCCUCCCAAAGCCAGGCAUUUUCACACAAAGGACAUGAGCAGAUGUCUAUUCCUCAUAAAAAUCUGAACUAAUAGAAAAGACUCAAUACCGUUAAACUUAAUGGAUUUUUUUUUUUUUUUUUUGGCCUACCAGCAACUGCACACUUCACACACACUGCAAUGACCCCCCCCCCCCCCCCCCCCCCGCCUCUUUUUUUUCUUGGUAGCAAUGUCUGUUUCACUUCUCUGGAGUGCCUCCAUACAGAAAACCAUGCACGGUUAUGCCAAAUUAGAUGAUUAUCUUUGCAUCACUGUCCUGACAAAGUUUGUCUUUUUGGUAGCCUCUGCAAUAAAGAUUCAUGUUAAAGCGGCUGGCAAA
Molecule: messenger RNA, 2901 nt
Organism: Dermacentor andersoni
Lineage: Eukaryota; Metazoa; Arthropoda; Arachnida; Ixodida; Ixodidae
Gene: thoc5
Product: THO complex subunit 5
Biological process (GO): mRNA export from nucleus
Cellular component (GO): THO complex part of transcription export complex
Molecular function (GO): mRNA binding
Source: RefSeq, a predicted model, not a curated record